Helicoverpa armigera (cotton bollworm) is the source of this 8981-nucleotide messenger RNA. RefSeq names its product ataxin-2-like protein. Lineage: Eukaryota; Metazoa; Arthropoda; Insecta; Lepidoptera; Noctuidae. The transcript is spliced from 20 exons. Gene Ontology annotation, biological process: cytoplasmic stress granule assembly. Gene Ontology annotation, cellular component: cytoplasmic stress granule. The coding region runs from base 550 to 3180 and encodes 876 amino acids. The record is from RefSeq and is a predicted model, not a curated record. Gene Ontology annotation, molecular function: mRNA binding.
GUCAAAUACCUGUUCGCCAUAUUGAAAGUUCUAAAGUGGGAAGUCGGUCAAACGCUGACCCUAUUAGUUAUUUCUAUUUAUUGUGUGGUGGUAUUUAUUAAAAAAGUUAUCCUAAAAUUUUCUUACACAUUUAGUGAUCUAUUUGUUGUGAUUUCGAUAUAUGCAAGUGUGUAUAAACAAUUUUGCAAUUCGCCUAAUGAAUACGUCACAGCGCCAUGUUGUAUUCCUGCGCUGAUUGCAGGCACGAGAAAUCUGCCAACCCGUUUAUUUUCCGGGAUUAGUUCCCGAGAAUAAAUCGAACUGCGAUUUUGUACUCAAAUAUAUUUUAAUUUAUAUUUGUUGGCAAAUGUCAAACAACUUUAGUGGAAUAGAUGCAUCCCUGUCGUCGCAUUUUGAGUGCUAAUUCCUAAUAUCUACUGCAUUUUUGUGCAUCCGCGAAAGUUGAAAGGACUGUGUUGUAAAAGAAAGAAGUGAUAAUUAGCCAAAAUUCCGGUCCCUACGCGCAGACGAGAAGGUGCCUACCCGCCGGGGCAGUCGGGCGAAGGAGACAUGAAUAAUAAGCGUAAAAACCGCCAAGGGCCGCCGAGAUCACCACGCGGGCGAGUGGUGCCGGAAGGCGUGUACAAUAACGCGCACUUCAUGCACGCAGCGACGUCGCACGUCGGCGACAUCGUGCAGGUGCUCACGCAGUCAGGCAGCCUCUGGGAAGGCGUCUUCAAGACUUUCAGCGCUCAAUUUGAGGUUGUGUUAGAAGUGGCUCACCGCGUGGACCAAGAGGGCGUCGUGGCGGUGGACUCGGUGGUUGAGAAGCUGAUCUUCAAGCCGCAGGAUGUGGUCUCCAUCAGGGCCAAGGACUCAGACCUCGAGUACGCCACACACGAUGUGUUCCAGACUGAUAGUGCUAUAUCUAGCAAAUUUAAUGGUGUCGCCGCAGGCAACGGUAGGACUGGCGAGGAACGCUACCUGGAGCCUUGGGACGGCUGCGACGCGGAAGUAGGCGAGGCUCCCCAAGUGAACGGAGACGCCUUGCUCGAGGAGCUGGAGCUGGACCACCGCGCCAACGGCUGGGACGCCAACGAUAUGUUCCGCAAGAACGAAGAGGUGUACGGCGUGCAUAGCACCUACGACCACUCGUUAGCUGGUUAUACCCUGCCGCUGCAGAGGAAGGAUACUCAGGAUUAUAGGGACGCGGAAGCGAAAGCCGAGGAGAUAGCGGCGGAGAUCGAGAACGCGGCGUCGUCGAAGGCGCGCAUCGAGCUGGAGAACGGCGACGAGGAGGAACGCUUCGCAGCCGUCGUGCGGCCGCAGGACGCCGCCGCCGCCGGCAAGUACGUCAUACCCAACAAGAGGAAGAAUAUGCAGACGGGCAAGCUAGUGAAGCCAGGGCCGGCCAACAACGGCGGGUCCCCGCCCGUGGGGCGCGCGGGCCCCGCGCCGCCCAAGGAUAAGGAGCAUCGCGCCGCCCGCCCGCACCUCACGCCGCCCGCUGACCGACGCCAGGACGAUACUUUCCCGGUGGCGGCGCUGGGCGCGGGCGCGGGCGGCAAGAGCUACGCGGCGCAGGCGGCGCAGGGCGGCUACCACGUGCCGCCCUUCCCGCCGCACCAGCAGCACCAGCCUCCGAGCAGUGCGAACAAAGUUAACGGAGAGCCGCGAGCUCCGCCACACCCGCGGCAAGGUUUCCCACCACAUCAUCAUCACAACCCACCGCCUCCAGGCGACGUGCACAGCCGGCCGCCUCGACAUCACGCUCCACCUCCGGAACCAAGGAGGCAGGACGAUGUACAGGAGCUGCGCAAGUUCAGCCAGGACUUCAAGCUGGUGGCGGGCGCCCCGCCCGCGCCGCCGCCCGCGCUGCCGCCGCAGCCGCAGCCGCAGCCGCCGCCGCCGCUCAACCCGCAGCCCACGAUGUCAGUGGGCGGCAGCCAGCCGCCGCCGGCGCCGAGCCCGCCGGAGGUGUCGGCCAACGUGUGUGCCGCCGACCACGCCAAGCCCGCCCGCCCAACCAAGCACGACACGCCCAAUGCGCAUAAGCAGCCAACUCCAGCUCCAAAAGGCGAGUCCCCCAGCACAGAGGACCGGUCAGCACCCUCCGCAUCGCCGCCGUCGUCGGCGUCGCCCAGCAUGGAGCGCGUGGCGGCCAUCAAGAAGUCCACGCUCAACCCCAACGCCAAGGAGUUCAACCCCGCCGCCAAGCCCUUCACGCCGCGCAGCCCCAGCACACCCAACCCCAGCCGACCACACACGCCAGGCACGCCAUCAGGCGUGGGCGUGGGUGUGGGAGUGGGCGUGGGCGGCGUUGGCGUGAACCUGGGCGGCGUCAGCGUCAUGGGCCCCGGCGUCAGCUACGUGCCCGCGCCGCACCCGCCGCCGCCCAUGCAAUGUUACCCACAGGUGGCGGCCGUGCCGUACGCGAUGAUGGCCGCCGCAGCCGCCGCCGCUCAGCAGCCGCCAGCGUAUCUGCCGCACCCACAUCCUGCUAUGGAGAUGGGCUGCGACUGCCGGCAGUACGCGCCGCCUAUAUUCAUGCUGCCCGACAAGCGAGACCGCCCCGACGCGCUUGCAUAUGGAGCCAUGGGCGGCGGCGGAGGCGUGGCCGGCGUCACAGGGGGAGGCGGACAGCCCCCCAUGCAGUCACAGCAGCAGAGAAACUUUAGGAAAGUGGGCGUAGGUUCGGGCAUGCAGGUGGCCGCCGCCACGGGACAGCCGCUCCUGGCGCCGGCGCCCAUGCAGCAGUUCAUGCCGUACCCGCAUCCACAUCCAGCGCCUCAUCCCGCGCAGCCGGCGUUGCAGUAUCAGCAUAUGGUACGCAUGUACCACGGCGGCGUCGGCGGCUCAGUGGGCGCAGUAUCAGGCGUGGGCGGCGGCGGGGGCGAAGUCCCGGUGCAGACGCAGGUGGGGUACGCGCCGCCGCCCGCGCCGUCGCCCGCGGCCGCGUCGCCCGCGCUCUACCCGCCGCCCUCGCCGGCGCACACGCCGCAUCCCCACCCGCAUCAGCAUCCACACCCUCAUCAUCACUUCCAGCAGCCGCCGUUCCAGGCGUACCACCAGGUGCUGUGUCCGCUGAUGGGCCCGGGCGGGUCGGGCGCCCACCACCACCAUCACCACCACCUCGCCUACCUCAACCACGCGCCACCCACCGCGUCGCCGCCGCAGCCACAUCCCCACUCGCUACAGUGAUAUCCCCGCGCAGGGCGUGCUGGUGCCGGGCGGCGGCGCGGCCACGCCGGGCGCUGGGCACCCGUAACGCGGCGGCGGGGCGGCGCUGCUGCGCUGCAGCCUGCGCCUGUACGCGCGCCGAGCCCGCGCCGCGCUGCCCGUCUUCAAGUGUCACUACUCCGCACACUACUCCUUCUCCAACUGAUGUGUCUGUCUACCAAAUAAGUUAUUCUCCUCUAGUGUAAUAAGGAUGAAGUGUCGCGGCACGACGUCUCCGAAAGUGUUUUAUUGAUGGACGGUACUUCACUACUGCUGCUGGCAGCGUCACAUAUGUUUUGCGGUCUCAUACGAUAACGUUUCGCUAGCACGAAACGUAUAUUUCUAAUUAUUUAUAUAUGUAUAUCCACGAAAUUUUUAUCAUCAAAGUUCUGACCUAAAUUAUCUCUAAAACAAUUCGGUGAAACAAAAUUUGUAUAAGAAGUGCACUUGCAAAGCUUUUUUAUGUAAUAUUUGUAACGUAUGUCCGUAGAGACUUUGUGGAGGUAGUAAGACGCGGGAAAUCUACGAAGGUUUAAUUAAAAAUGCGCUUCUAUCCCCACUGUAUGUUGUUACAUUAGGAAGCGGUGAUUUUGGAACUAUAAUUUUUUUAUCAAAAUUAGCACGUAGACUAGGAGGCCUUCAUUUUGUAAUAAAAACAAGCGUCGUCAACUGUCACGUAAGAUAUCGGUACUUUUAGCGCCAUCCAAAUAUUUGGCGAUAUUCAAGUAUUUAUGUGAGCUCUCACGGCCAGCAGUGACACCGGUCACAUAGGUUUUCUAACUUUAAAUACAACGUAAAGUAAUAACUUGUAUGCCUUCUUCGUAUCGAUACGUUCAUUGCAAUAAUUGAUGUUUUAUAAUGUUUUUCGAAAAUUUUACUCGAUACUUUCACGUGGCAAAUUAUUUUCGACUUUUAAUUGUUAUUGUUUGCUUAUAACUGUAGUGGAUAUCAUCAGACCUAGAACAGUUAAUGUAAAUGAGAUGAAAUUAUACUUCUUGGAUAUUUUAUGUACCGCUUUCCCCACUCAUCGUAAUUUAAAUGAAGCUGAAUAUUGUGAUAUAUACCAAAGAUAUGAAAAUCAUCUUUAACAAAACAUUGUUGCCAAUUAACAAAUGGGAUACCAUCAAUUAUUGAACAAUUUAAGAAAUGAGUUCAAUUUUGUAAAAAUUUAAGUUGUCACGUGAAUAUUGGGGAAUGUAUUUACUUCGAAAUAAUAUGAAUAUCUGACAACAUUUUCAAAUGCUUUGAAAGUGUUGUCAGUGCUGCCAUUCACAUGAAACACUGUAAAAUACUUUAGUUUAGAGGCGGGGAGUAUAAAACUUGUUUAAGUAUGUAUGAUUGUUUGUUUGUAUGUUUGUAAGUAUACAAGUCUUGUACGGACGGAGUGCGGUCCGCCCUCGCACAGGCCCGGGGGCGGACAUAUGUAUUAUAAUUAGAUAAUUCACUCUCUAUGCUUAUCGAUGAACAACUGCGGGGAAUUUGAUAAAUGAACUCUUCUGUUUGUUAUAUCUAUUCGAAGGUUGACAACACCUCGCUAAGUAAGGUGCUCGUCACAUUUAUAUAAAAAUAUUACGAAAUAAAUCGAACUAAAUAUCAUAAUAAAGUUUGAUACAAAAUACUCUACUAUUAUUCAUAGAAUUUUAUAUUAAAAAUGCAUGAUAUUUAACAGCAAAAAAAAAACUUUUGUACUAAAUGUAUGUGUUUAUCAAAUUCCCGCGGUGAGCGGUCGGUAAUGUUUGUUUCCUCGUUUGUAACGACGGUCGCCAUUCUGAGACAGCGGCCAGUUCGUUAGCGUAUUUAUUUAGGUUUAGGGUUUAUUAUUGUGAAGGUACCCUCCGCGAUUAUUCCAAGUGCUACGAUAGCACUUAAAAAAAUGUUAAUUUAUAAAUUGGCAAAUAGUUACUUUGUAAAUUCUUAACUAUAAAAUAAUGGGCUAUGUUUUGGAUGUCAGUUCGAUUAGAAAGAUGAAUUGUUUUUCAUCGGACACUUCAAAUAAGUAUCGGGACCAUCCUAGAUGCUCAAUGUUAACUAAGAUAUGACGUCACUGUCUCACGAGUCAUUAGUUCUAUUUUAUUUUAUACAUUUGCAGCUUUUGAAUAGGCAACGACUUUCAUACGGAAUGAUACAACACUCCAAAAAUAAGUAUCACUUUCGUAGGUUAUAUCUUAUUGAAAAUGCUAUUAAUUUGCUAUUUUGCUGCAAAUAUUGGUGGCCAAGCGCUGUUAAUUCUUCUUAAAAGAAAAUAACAAUUAGCUAAACAAUUUAUAAACGUUCCUUCGAUGUGGAAAUGUAAGUGCGCCUCUCCAGGCAAGCGUCAGUAAACUCAGCCCUUAAUUGUAGAAUAUCGUAAAGAACUGCAUAAUAUAAUACGUUUCACGAGUCGCCGAGACUCCUAUCGUCCUUGUAGAGGUCACGGGGUGGAUAGAUCACAAAUAAAGUUCGCUAAUUAUUUCCCGUAGAUUUGUUUUUGCGUCGCAGAACACAAAAGCCUCAUAUUAUUUAACUUGCCACAUGAAAACGAGGCCAGUCUUCUGAAAUUCACCACCAAUUAUAAUUUAAGUUAUGAAACUUUAUUAUAUUAUUUUGUGUUCCCUUUAUUCAAGCGUAACGAAUAUAUUGUGCGAGUCGAAGGUUCUUAUUUUCGUAGUCGAUUUCAAAGUAAAAUUGGUUUAAAUGCGAGGUCAUACAAUAGUGUUAUUUAAGCACGUAACAUAAUGUAAACUGUUUAGUUUUACUGCCAGUACCUUAUAGAUAUGUGUGAAACUUGAACAUAUGGAGAUAUAUUAUUUUAUUUUAUAAAACGGCAUCUACAUAUUUCUCUAUGUAAAAAUUGUAUAUUUAUUAUAUGACAAGUUAGUUACAAGUAUGAGUUUGAAAUGAUCAUGUGAUUCCUCGUGUUUAUGAUAUUUUUGGAAGCCCUCUUACAUACUAGCUAAAACCGAGAUAAAGUGAAUGUCAUAUACUAUUUCUAGAGCAGUUUAAAUGAGUGCGGCUUUCUAAAACAUUGUAGACUCGUUCGUGUUUCAAGGAAUUGCAACAGGAUGCGUUUCAGACGCAAGUAGGUUUGACAAUAAAAAUAUAAACUUUGAUAGGUGUAAGGAAGAUAAGAUGCUAAAUAUUUACGACGAAACUGACACUGUUCACAUAAAUUAACGUCAGAAUUGUCACAAAUGCGUCAUCGGAUAUAUUUCGUUAAAUAACAGUAAGGCUCAGAAGAUUUGCACAAUUGAAAACGUCCCCCCAAUAGUGUCGGUAGUGAUGUGUAAGUUGAGCUUGAAUGGAGGGUCGUAUAUUGGUCAGUAUACAAGUGUGGCAUCAAGGGGAGCUAAGUCCAUGACCUCCGCGCGGUGCUCCCUGGGUAGCGCCAAAUGUGGACGAUGACAUUCACAUUCUUUUGUAACUCAUUCGCUAAAUUGUGUAUCCGUGGAGUGCAUCCGACCUCUUCCCAUUUGUGUAUAAGCGCAUUCCUUCCUUCUCUAAGUAUGUAUCAUCCGCAUGAACCGAUGAUAUCAAAUGUAAAAGAUUUACACCGCAGAAAAGGUAUAAUUUUUGUAGAUUUAAAGUAAUUAAAAUAGACAUAUUUAUAUAAAUAACUCUGCAGAUUACGAUAUAAAAAUGUGUAUAUAUGUAAAUAUACUAUGAUGUAAAAGGGAAUAACUAGUGACCUUUCCCACAAAUGGCUUAUAUUCGUAUUUAAUUUGUGAUGUAUAAAGUUUUUUCGACCAUGUUAACAUAAUAAAAAUAUCACGAAAAAAAGUUUGCGGAAAGGGCCUACUGGACCCAUACCACGUUCAUGACUCUAGUAUGGUUAAAUGUAGUUAUUUCUCUCGAGAACAUGGUAUGGAGUCUCGUCUACUGUUUUAUUUUAUUCUUUUUUUUUUCACUUUUUUUUUCUUUGUUUUAAUUUAAAUUUUUAUCGCGUGAGUGGAUCCACCGCGUAAGUUUGUUGCUAAAUGAGAGUAUGAUAAAUAAUAAAAAAGUAUGUGCGUGUGUUGAUUGUUGUGCGCCAUAUAAAUAUUAUCGAUAUAUUUUUUGUGUGAAGCGUCACGACUGGUGGCGCCGAUAUGUUUAUGUUUUAGCUAGGGAUAUUACUUCAUUUCUCGUAAAUUUCUACGUGCUUACGAAAGACGUUCGAGUUCCUUUGGCCACAUUAUAUUGUAAUGGUUGUGGUAUAAAUUUUUAUAAGAUUCCCAUAGUAUUGGAAUAAUGGAGAAAAUGCAACGAUAUUUCAACAGCCGUAAUGUACUUUGUCGUAUAUUAUACAUCCCUAACGCACAUGAUGUAGCAUUUAGAUUUCAAAGGAAUGGACGAAUCUGAGAUCUGAUUGUAAUUCGCCUUCCAAGAUUAAAAACGAUCAACUUGAUACAAGACGGGCGUGAGCUCGUCGCUGACUAGGAUAAAGGAAAUAACUCCAUUGUGCCUUCAGCAAUGGUGACAGGACUAUCCGAUCACGACUUGACUACACUACUGUGACGUAUCGUAAUCAAUGACACCGGUUAUACUUGCAGUGAACAGCAGUUGUGCAGACAAUACUCUAGCUCACAUUCCUUAUUGUUAUUGAACCUAAAAGUCAAUUUUGUCUACUUUAGAUAAUGUGGAAGAUUAAAAUUACAAUUCUUCUAGAUCACAAUCCGGUUUUGUUAAGGAAAAUAAGUAUUUUUAUGGAAUAAUGUAUUUAUAUGGCAUUGACAUUGUACUUCGAAAAAAAUAGACUGUCAGUGUUCUAAUGAUAAUAAUAUAGUUUAGUCUAUUAUUAAGGAUCAGAACAAUAUACCUAGAUCCAGUUUUAGUGUAAGAAAUGUCUGAACAACUACUGUUUGCUGAUGCCGCUUUAUUUGCAAGUGGCAAUUGUGUUCAAUGUACUGAUUUAAUUUGUUAGUUUACUUUGCAUAUUUCAUGCUCAGAACAUGUCUGCAGCUAACCGGGUUUGAUGACUCAACUUCCAACAUUGUCACUUGCCGUAAAGCGUUGUUGAACCUUCAAUUUUAUCAGUUUUACGAUGAACUCACUAAAAAUGAUAGUUGAAGUUUCAGUCCAAUAUGAGCAGCUCAUACAAUUUUUACCUCGUAUAAGGCACUUUCCUAUUAUGUAAAUAUUUGUUACCGACUCGUGUCGGCGCGGACGAUUCGUAAACCCAUUGUAUGUAUAGAUAAAUACUAUGAAAUUGCCUUAUAGAUGUGCGUGUCGCCCUGCGGGGAUUAUGUAAGAAUGUUACCAACGUGCGAACCUAGUACUUGACAUGUUAACAAAAUGCUGAAUUAAUCACAUGGAAAUGAUAAUUCACACCACAGCAAUCUAUCGACAAUUAAAGUAGCAUUUUGGUAAUAUUUCAAUAAAGGUGUAAAUUUUGUAAAGACUGAAGGGAAAUAAUGAUUGUGGAAGUAAGCAGAGAUAAUUGUGAACUGAAAUUGGUUUUUAUAGGGGUGAACUAUGGAGCCUAAAACUCUAUUGUAUAUUGCAAUUUGUUGGACGCGAAUCGGUAGAAUCUAGAAUGUUCAACAACAUUACUUGUAGUAAGUAUUUACGUAUGUAACUUGAUGAGCUAGCAUUCUACUGAUCCGUGUUCAACAUGAUAUUGUAUGAUAAUUGCUGCUUAAUUCCGCUUGUUGAUGAACGAUUUGAUUUGUGAAAAAUGUGCUUUUUUUGUGAGCCCCACGGAGGGCGUGUAAACAGGAUUGUGCCAAAAGUGGUAUGGCAUCGUUUAUCGUUUGUUGGACACACAACACCUGUGUCGACGAAUAUUUUUCAAUAAAAAAGUAAAAAAAUGUGUUUUGAACACAACA